Westerdykella ornata is the source of this 1717-nucleotide messenger RNA. RefSeq lists its product as uncharacterized. The record is from RefSeq and is a predicted model, not a curated record. The transcript has 3 exons. Bases 137 to 1717 code for a protein of 526 amino acids. Lineage: Eukaryota; Fungi; Ascomycota; Dothideomycetes; Pleosporales; Sporormiaceae.
CACACGCAUAGAUUCGUAAGUCAUCAGCCGCAGUUCACUCAUUCAUAUAACAGGCGCAGCUCCUCCGCCAUGAGCAAUCUCCAGUACCGAGUUUCACAGGAGGGACUUUGAUCGACGCAUAUAUACAUGCAUCUCCAUGUCGGCCGUCGAAGCAAAAUCACUCUCAUCGCUUACGGCGCUCGCAUCCAACCCCCCUGCAUACCCCAGGAAUCCUACUCACGUAAAGCAUGAACCCUUGGUAUUAUACAUUGCUCGUGUGCCCGGUAGUAGAGAUGUGUUCCUGUCUCCACUGAAACCUCGCGACAAGGUAGUCACGGCCGAAGACAUCCAGAGUUGCCUGUACUAUGUCCACGUAAAUGAACCAGAAGACGUCCGUCUCAUCUCUCAAGUCUCCCCCGUAGAAGCGAGGGAAUCUCCUCUAGUCACCGGAAAUCCGGCACUCACAGGACGUCCUAUUUCGAGGAAGGCCGUCCCUAGCAGUCCGCCGCCCGUCAGUGCGCCCACCGUACCGCGGAGGAAACCAGUAGCAGGAGCACUUUCUCCCGUAAAUGAUUUUGACAACAGCAACAAUGUUCAUGCUUCUACCUACUAUCGGUAUUCUCAGGAGACACCGGGAUCUGAGUUCGCUCAGAGCUCGGCCACCUGUAUGCCGGAAGCAGAACUCAAACCUCCGUUACCCCCUAGAAGGCCACCCGAAUACUGUCCUUCUCCUCUCGGAACUUCUUUGACCCUGAUCCGGCGCGAUCCUGCUUCUGGAGCGCAAUGGAAUGUCGCGUGCAUCGAUGAUCCAGCAGUGUUUGAUGUUUCUUCAUCCGCAGUCAAUGAUGCCAGCGCUAGGAAGAGGGCGGGCGCACCGAUCUACAUCGAAGUCACAAAUCCCGGAUACUCGAAGUUUCUCAAUGGUCCAGAGUUUAGGCCAGAUCUCAUAGCUCGAAUGGGCGACCUUACCGCGAUAUCACCGCAGUCGAACUGGAAGGCCCAGGCUAACGUUGCCUUCGCUCCCGCGGUCCUACCUGCGGCAGGUGAUGAAGCCUAUCAGGAUGACACCCUUUUCCGCCGACGCUUGUGGAUGGAGACGGGCAAGCAUCAGAGUAGCCACAAGAGAACCGGUUCCCACGAACUAUACCUAGGACGGCGCCGUCUAAGGAGCAGCUCAGAAGCUUCACCUACAUCUACAGAUAACUCAGCCGGGGGAACUCCUCUGGACACGCAAGACCAACCGCACUCAUUUCCUGACCCAGAGAUUAAGUCCAGCUUUCGAGGCUACGUCUUUCUGAGCCCCUGGAACGGUCGGUGUGAGUUUGUCACUGGAGCGGCUGGAGGGUCACUGAAGGCUAGAUCACAGUGUCGACAUGUUGUUCCUGGACUCCAGGGUGCCCCUCCAGCCGUAACGCAAGUUAGCGAACUGAGGUUCAAUCUCCCAAGCAGUUCUAAGAGCUCGUCAACUGCAAGUGAUGAGCCAGUAAAGCGAUCGUCAAUCUUCCAUCGCUCAAAGCACGCCCGCAAUAACUCGUCAGCAUCUGAGAUGGACUUAUCUCUUGGACAGGAGCACGCAGGCGGUGGCUACGGCGGCAAACAAGCGAAGUUGGGAAAGCUCAUUAUCGAGGAUGAAGGUUUGAAGAUGCUGGAUUUGUUGGUGGCGGCGAAUAUGGCCUUGUACUGGAGGGCUUAUGAGAAAGUGGACGCAAGGUCUAGGGGUGAUCGAAGUUCCACCUAA